AUGCCUCCUCAAGGCUCACAAGAGCCUGCAAACUCCUCUACCCCUCCCCAUUCAAUACCUUUACGAGAUCUCGCCCGCCCGCCGGAUUCAGUAGACCUGGGAGAUGGCCGGAGGCAACACAAUCGGGGGAGGAGUCUUUUGGGCGGCGGCUCACGUCCUACAAGUGUUCAGAACAGCGGUCGAUAUGAGAGACUAGGCAAUACGUCUCCCAGUCCUACUACUAGAGCCACCUAUCGCGCUGGUGGUGUACCUCCGCUAGACAUGAACGCAGAUAGACUUGCCCGACCCUUUGAAGAAAUUGAGACUCCUACAUCUCCAGUUGGAAAUCCUGCAGAUUUUCAAGCCGCGAUGGGUUUUGCGGGCCUCCUUGUGCCAGACAUCAGCGUAUCUCAUGCUCCCCAAAGGUCGGAUUCUCCAUAUGGAUCUAGAGAUUUUGAUGGAGUGUCUCCUUAUGGUGAUCCUGGAGAUGACCAUAGGGGAUACUUUGCAUCAGAGUCGGAUAGUAUACCUCUGACCGACCCAAAUCACCUACAACCAGUCAGUGGAACAGAAGCUUACUCUUCCGGAGGCCAACGACAUGACAGAUCCGGAAGCUUUCAUAGCGUCAAUUUUGAUACGCCGGGACCUUCGAGACAUAGAAGCUCUAGACUUGGAGAUGAGCUUGGAGAGUCAGAAAAUGGACUUUCACCUCAUGGCGGCCGUUCGAGAUCCCAUAGCUAUGGUGCUUCAUUAAGCCCUGAUGGACGGACGAGAUCCCGGUCACCAUCAACUACUUCCGGUGCUUUUAUCAGAGCAAGCUCACAAAUUGUAAGAGCCAUGUCGCAGCGUGUUGUCAACAUCAGCGGUGAAGCAGAGUUCAUUGAAGACAUGAGUGCUCGUCGGGAAGCACGCCGAGAGAGGCAGGCAUCAAGACAGCCUAGUCUUCAUAGCUUGUCAAGUCUUAGUGACGAAUCUGAGUCCAGAUUCCAGCCGAAGCAUAAGGCAGAUCCAUUAGGCGCACGACCAAAUCAUAGAGCCAACCUCCCAACAGCACCGGUUGAAAAGGCCAUGCGAUUUGUAGGAGGAGCUCAUCCAGAAUCGUCUUGGGAAGAAGAGGAACCAGAAAGCCCACCAAAUCCUCUCAAGGGCAAUUCACUGCGAUUUUUCUCUCCUGAGAGCCGAGUGAGGAACAAGUUAUGUGACUUACUAGUAUAUCCUCUGACAGAACCCAUUAUUUUGAUUCUCAUCAUGGUUCAGACCAUUGUCCUUGCCGUCGACUCGUCGAGAAAUGUCUUUCAACACCCUCGAAACAAGAAAUGGGGCUCAAGUUGGAUUGACAAUGCGUUAUUUGUGCUGUUCAUCAUCUUCACAUUGGAACUUGCUGCUCGCAUUAUCGUCUCUGGAUUUAUCAUGAAUGCGCCGGAGUACAGCACAAUCGCCCAUAGACGGGGUGUGAGGGCUGUCGUUGUGGACAAAUAUCGUCAGGUCUUCGCACCCCAACGGCAGUCAUCUAUCCGAGAGUCUCGGCCUUCACCUGCUGUCAGUGCUCCUACCGUACUUCGCUCUUUCACUCAAAUGCAAUCAGAACAGAUUAGAACCGUGGAGCAGGCCCAACGUCUUCAAUUAGCCAGACGUGCAUUCCUACGACAUGGCUUCAAUCGACUAGAUUUUGUGGCGGUCGUAGCAUUCUGGAUCGCUUUUAUUCUUUCAAUUUCUCAGGUAGAGCAUCACCAGCACCUGUAUCUUUUCCGGAUGUUGAGUUGCUUGCGAAUCCUACGACUUCUAGCUCUUACCAAUGGCACUGCGAUCAUUCUUAGAAGUUUGAAAAAGGCAGCACCCUUGCUAGUCAAUGUGUCGUUCCUAAUUGGCUUCUUCUGGCUCCUAUUUGCUAUCAUUGGCGUACAGAGCUUCAAAUCUAGUUUUGAUCGCCAGUGUGUUUGGGUCGACCCAACCGACCCUUUCAACACGACCGGCUCAGCAUAUAUCCAAGUCUCACAAUAUUGUGGAGGUCAAUUCAACCUUGAAAACGGAACUCAUGAUUCCUGGAGAUAUGGCCCUAUAGAUAGCCGAAACUCCGUCCACGAUCUCAAACUUGGUACAAGUUCUAAAGGUUAUUUGUGCCCAAGGGGCUCAUACUGCCUUCAGCUUAGGCCCGAACAACUCCCAUAUAACGGAACAGUCACCUUUGAUAAUAUUUUCCAGUCGUUGGAGUUGGUCUUUGUUGUAAUGACAGCAAAUACAUUUACAGAUCUUAUGUAUUACGCCACCGACUCAGACUAUCUGGCGGCCGCGCUGUUCUUUGCUGGUGGUAUCAUGAUAAUGAUGUUGUGGCUUCUCAACUUGUUGAUUGCAGUCAUCACGUCUUCUUUUCAGGUUAUACGGGAAGAGGGUAAAGCUUCUGCGUUUGCUGCCCAUGUAAAGAAUAUGCUACCAGCUCAGGACGCCCCAUUACCUCGACGUCUUUCAUCCUUGAAGGUUUCAUUUGAUAAGACUUAUUGGUUCUGGAUUAUCGUGAUUGCUUUUGACCUUACGUGCCAAGCAUUGCGCUCUGCUCGCAUGUCGCCUUCUCGCGGAAAAUUCAUCGACGACACUGAAGUCGUUGUGACACUAAUCCUCUUGGUUGAAAUAGUCAUUCGAUUCGUCGUUGACUGGCGAGGUUUUACAAGGGAUAGGAUAAAUUGGAUCGACCUGGUACUCGCUAUCGUCACAUCAGUCAUCCUAAUACCCGCCAUUCGCAACUCUGGACAGCCUUAUGCUUGGCUCACGGUUUUUCAGAUACUCAGGAUUUACCGCGUUAUUAUAGCAGUUCCUGUUACCCGCUCGCUGAUCAGUCUUGUCCUUGGAAACGCUAGCGGUAUAGGCAAUCUUAUGCUAUUCGUCUUUUUGAUAACUUUCCUCAUUUCCAUAUUCGCCGUACAAUUGUUUCGCGGCGAGAUACCGGCGGAGGAUGCGUACGGAAACGUCAUACGAACUCCCUUCUUCACCAUAUAUAAUGCCUUUCUCGGCAUGUAUCAGAUUUUGUCAAGCGAGAACUGGACGAACAUUCUUUAUGUUGUCACUUCCUAUGAAGAUUCCCGUAACAUGGCAUGGGUUGGUUCCGUAUUCUUUAUUGGAUGGUUCAUCCUCGCGAAUUUCAUCCUGGUAAAUAUGUUCAUAGCUGUCAUCCAGGAAAAUUUCGAUGUCUCCGAAGAUGAAAAACGAAUGCAUCAGGUCAAGGCCUUCUUAAGCAGGAGGGAGCUAGGCAGCUCUUCUAACAACUUGUCGUUAUCUGCAAUAUUUCGCUUUGGUCGUUCUAGAGCUACCAAGGACCCUUUAGACUAUGGUCCCGCAACGAUGGAAAUGCUCUUGAAAGACGCUGUGGUGAAGGAUUUCCUCGACGAUGAGAUUGGCCCGCCACAGCCAGCUACAGCAAAUGCAGCGACCCCUCCUACCGACUUCCCUGUUGUCAUUCUCCCAGGCAUAUUAUCACGCACCUGGGGCAAGAUCAAAGGAGGCAUUUGGGGUCGAGAGCCGAAUCCAUUCUAUUCGAAUAUACAGUUGUCAAACCGCCUCGACGAGACAAUUGAUGCUAGCACUAUGGCUAAGGAAGCUGUUUCGGCAACAUCGCAACGAAAAAAGGCCCAACGAGAAUAUUUGGUGCGACACCCGAAUUACAACAACGCCAUGUUUAUAUUCAGACCUAGGAAUCCAAUUCGGAAGUUUUGUCAGCGAAUCGUUGGGCCAGGUCGUGGGGGUGAACGAAUUGAUGGCCUGGAGCCGAACAGGGCCGUCUGGUAUGUUUUCUCCGCCAUCAUAUACGCAGCCAUCGUCGCCAUGGUUUUACUUGCUUGCAUCACCACCCCGCUCUACCAGCGAGAAUAUUUCUUGAAGCAUAAAUUCAGUGUUAAAAACUGGUUCGUCUGGACUGAUAUGGCCUUCACUAUCAUUUUUACAGUCGAGGCCCUUAUCAAGGUAGUUGCAGACGGUUUCUUUUGGACCCCGAAUGCUUACUUUAGAAGCACUUGGGGUUUGAUCGAUGGGAUUGUCUUGAUCACAUUUUGGGUCAGUGUUAUCACCUCAUUAACGAACGAUGGUGCCGUAUCGAGAGCGGUAGGAGCAGUCAAAGCCCUACGUGCACUGAGAUUACUCAAUGUCAGCGAUAGCGCCAGGGACACAUUCCAUUCUUUGAUAAUUGUUGGUGGAUGGAAGGUCAUUUCGGCUGGCUUUGUCUCGAUAUCCCUGUUGAUCCCAUUUGCCAUUUAUGGUUUGAAUCUUUUCAACGGGCAAAUGCAAUCAUGCAAUGACUCCAACGCUCCAGACUUUCUCUCGGACUGUUUUGGGGAGUGGAGUGCCACGCCCGCCAGUAACUCAUGGCCAUUACUAGCCCCUAGGGUUGUGUCAAAUUCGUACUUUGACUUUGAUAAUUUUGGGGGCUCUCUAUUGAUCCUUUUUCAAAUCGUCUCACAAGAAGGAUGGGUAGAUGUGAUGUGGGCUGCUCAGUCAAUCACAGGCCGGGGAUUUCAACCUCAGAAUUUCGCAUCUCAAGGGAAUUCCGUCUUCUUUAUCAUCUUCAACCUUCUCGCCACAGUCUUCGUUCUCACUUUAUUCAUUUCUGUGUUCAUGCGAAAUUACACAGAGCAGACAGGGGUGGCAUUUCUUACUGCAGACCAACGGUCCUGGCUAGAAUUACGCAAACUUCUCAGACAAGUAUCGCCGUCGAAACGGCCUUCGAGCACGGGUGGUACUAAAAUGAAAGCCUGGUGCUAUAAAAGAGCUGUUAGGAAACAUGGUCGAUGGCAACAAGCGAUGACAAUAGUUCUCGUUCUUCACCUUAUUCUGUUGCUGGUAGAAUAUUACCCAGAACCAGAAUGGUGGGACAGGAGCAGAGACUACAUAUUCAUUGCUUUUACAAUGUUUUACCUGGCAAAUGUCAUCGUACGGAUCAUUGGACUCAGCUGGGCAAGAUUUCGGCGCAGCUCAUGGGAUCUGUUCUCACUCUUCGCUGUCUCCGGAACACUCAUCUCUUCAAUCCUAGUCUUGACUAAAGAGACAUCCCUUGUUUACGUUCAACUCCACAAGAUGUUCUUGGUAUCAAUUGUCCUCCUCUUAAUACCACGCAAUGAUGCAUUGGAUCAACUUUUCAAGACAGCGGCAGCUAGUUUGGCAGUUAUUGGCAAUCUUCUCGCCACCUGGUUUGUGUUCUUCCUGGUCUUCGCCAUCGCCAUGACACAAACUUUUGGACUUACCCGUUUCGGAAACGAAGAAAAUAACAAUAUUAACUUCAGAACAGUGCCUAAGGCUCUAAUCUUACUCUUUCGGAUGAGUUGUGGUGAAGGCUGGAACCAGAUCAUGUCAGAUUAUGCCUCCAUUCAACCACCACUUUGUGUCAUCGGCGAGGACUUCUUCAGAAGUGAUUGUGGCAGCGAAUCGUGGGCUAGAGCUCUAUUCAUUCUCUGGAAUAUUCUUAGCAUGUAUAUCUUCACCAGCUUGUUCGUGUCGCUCAUAUACGAGAGCUUCAGUUACGUAUACCAACAUUCGAGCGGGCUCGGGAAAGUGAGCAGAGAAGAGAUUCGACGUUUCAAACAGGCAUGGGCGAUAUUGGACCCCGAUGGAACUGGUUUUAUAACCAAAGAAGCCUUUCCUCGCCUUCUAGGCGAGCUUUCUGGUGUCUUCGAAAUGCGAAUAUACAGCCAUGAAAACUCGGUGCGCAGGAUUUUGGAAGACAUACAAUCACAGCCAACCAGUGGCAGAAUCAACUCAAUGACAACACCUAGUGGGGCUAGUGGCGUGGACUUGAAAGCUUUGAACAAGAGACUGGCCGAAAUCGACCCAAAACAGGUCAGACUCUCGAGAGCUCGGUACAAUCUUUUCUUCGAAGAAGUCAUGGUCUCUGCCGAUGUUGACCGAGGAAUAUCGUUCACCACCGUCCUCAUGAUCUUAGCCCAUUAUAACGUUAUCAGCGAUAACAAGAGUUUAAAGCUUGAAGAAUUUUUACGUCGCCGGGCACGCUUACAGCGAGUAGAGGAAGAGGUCCGCAGGCGCAUUGUCCUCGGCUUCUUCGAUACUAUGUACUGGUCUAGGAGGUUCAGGAAGCAUCUUGAGAAGAAGCGAUCUGGACGCAUGACAGAUAUUCCGCAACUUGGUCCAGAGGUCUAUGUCGAUGAUGAGGACGACAUUGGGAAACAACCGAGGAAGACAGUAUCACCUCUAUUGUCGCCAAUGGAUAUCAGCGGCCCUCGCAGUUCCUUCAUCACCCAUGGACUUGAUGCUGUUGGCCCAGCACCACAGCCGACACCUAACUUUUACGGCGGCCCCCCUUCGCCCAGCAGAAUACCUCCACAGCUCUCACCCCACCGAGCAACGAAUUCGGCUUUCAGCUUGGAGAGCGGAGAUCCUGCUGGUGGAGCAUCUGCAGGGAGCAGCAGGCGCGGCAGCAAUGUCAGUGCCGAAAACGUGCUCGAAGUUCUUGAUAAUUCGGCUUGGGGGGAGAGUAUCAGGCGCAGUUUCACAAUGAGACGACCACAAGCAAACCGUAGGGGAACAGGUUCUUAA
Molecule: messenger RNA, 6510 nt
Organism: Lachnellula hyalina
Lineage: Eukaryota; Fungi; Ascomycota; Leotiomycetes; Helotiales; Lachnaceae
Gene: cch1
Product: Calcium-channel protein
Exons: 5
Coding region: 1-6510 (2169 amino acids)
Biological process (GO): calcium ion import across plasma membrane
Cellular component (GO): voltage-gated calcium channel complex; membrane
Molecular function (GO): high voltage-gated calcium channel activity; calcium ion binding
Source: RefSeq, a predicted model, not a curated record